AUGGCGGCGGCCGCGCGGAGGCGCCCGGCGGAGGUUGUUGUGACCUUUGAGGAUGUCGCCGUGUAUUUCUCCAGGAGAGAAUGGCACCUGCUUGUGGAGGCUCAGAGACGCCUGUAUCUCGAUGUGAUGCUGGAGAACUAUGCUCUUCUGUCAUCACUGGGUUGCUGCUGUGAACGAGAGGAUGUGGAGGCACCCAGUGAACAGAAUAUCACUGUAGGAGUCUCAAAGACUAUGAAUCUAAAGUCAACCCUGCCUUCCCAGAAUACCCACCCGUGUGAGAGUUGUGGGCGUGUCUUGAGAGACAUUUUCCUCUUGGUUGACCAGCAGGGAACCCAAAAGAGUACAACACUGCUGCGGUGUGGCGCAUGUGCAAUACCAUUUUAUUUCAGUGCACAGAGUCGCCAGCAACAGCAGCAGGACACAAGAAAGAACUCUUUCAGAAGCUGUGUGAACAGAGUCUCAGUUGCAAAAAGAUGCAAUUUCCAUGUGUUGUGGAAGCCUUCUGCCUCUAGUCAGGUUGGAAAAUGCUUCGUCGCCAGCACCAGAUAUCGUGAGCAGCAGGGUGCUAAUGCCAUGCAUAGGCAAAAUGAAAUCUCCAAGUCUGGAAUGAGUUUUAAAACUGCAAAAUAUUCCAUACUAAGAGAACGCAAGAAAGCCAUUGGCUGUGAUGACACACUUGUUGAGGACCAGAGAUUCGUUAUGGGAGGACCUUUUUCGUGUUGUGAAUGUGGGAGGUCUUUUACCAGAAUUUCUGCCCUCGAUGUUCAUCAGAGAGUUCACACUGGAGAAAGGCCUUAUAAGUGUGGCAAAUGUGGGAAAUCUUACACACAAAAAACUAGUCUCCAUAAUCAUCAGAAAGUUCACAGUGGAGAAAGGCCUUAUGAGUGCACUGAGUGUGGAAAAUCUUAUACCAAUAGCUCUGAGCUCAGUAUACACCGAAGAGAUCACACUGGAGAGAGGCCUUAUGAGUGCACUGAGUGUGGAAAAUCAUUUAAGAAAAAGAAUACAUUUAAUCGUCAUCAGCGAGUUCACACUGGAGAGAGGCCUUAUAAGUGUGGUGAAUGUGGGAAGUCUUACACCCGUCAAACUGGUCUCUGUUAUCAUCAGAAAACUCACACUGGAGAAAGGCCUUAUGAGUGCACUGAAUGUGGGAAAUCAUUUAAGGAAAAGACUAUCUUAUUUCGUCAUCAGCGUGUUCACACUGGAGAAAGGCCUUAUAAGUGUGGUGAAUGUGCGAAAUCUUACACGUGUUGCUCUAGUCUCCGUCAACAUCAGAGAGUUCACACUGGCGAAAGGCCUUAUAAGUGUGGUGAAUGCGGAAAAUCUUUUACCAGUAGGUCUGAUCUUAAUAAACAUCACAGAGUUCACACUGGAGAAAGGCCUUAUGAGUGCAGUGAAUGUGGAAAAUCUUUUAAGAGGAAAUAUGACUUUCAUUGUCAUCAGAGACUUCACCCUGGAGAAAAGCCUUAUGGGUGCAGUGAACAUGGAAACUCUUGAUCCUGUAACUCUUCCUUCCAUUUUCAUCAAAAUGUUCACACUGGUUAA
This is a messenger RNA of Pteronotus mesoamericanus, 1545 nucleotides long. RefSeq names its product zinc finger protein 211-like. The transcript is spliced from 3 exons. Lineage: Eukaryota; Metazoa; Chordata; Mammalia; Chiroptera; Mormoopidae. Gene Ontology annotation, biological process: regulation of DNA-templated transcription. The record is from RefSeq and is a predicted model, not a curated record.